Molecule: messenger RNA, 1746 nt
Organism: Ananas comosus (pineapple)
Lineage: Eukaryota; Viridiplantae; Streptophyta; Magnoliopsida; Poales; Bromeliaceae
Product: probable N-succinyldiaminopimelate aminotransferase DapC
Exons: 2
Coding region: 166-1533 (455 amino acids)
Biological process (GO): biosynthetic process
Cellular component (GO): cytoplasm
Molecular function (GO): L-kynurenine:2-oxoglutarate transaminase activity; pyridoxal phosphate binding
Source: RefSeq, a predicted model, not a curated record
CCGAACCUCUUCCUACGCAUUCGGGACGUGGCACGCGCAAAACACAAUCACCGUUCCUCUGCGGCGGCGGCGGCGGCGGCGGGGUCGUCGCUCUAAAGGAGGAUUCCCAUUCCCUCCUCGCUCCGCUUAUAAAAGAGGCGGCGGCGGUGGUGGGAACCCCGCCCGAUGCUCCUCUACCCCGCCUCCUCCCUCCACCAUGAGAUGCGGCUGAGGCCCUUCUCUAUCCUCCGACGCGCUCUCCCUCGCCCUAACCCCUCCCUCUCCAUUAGAGCUUCUCCCAUGGCUUCUUCCGCUUCCUCCGUUUCCACCGAGAAGGGGACGGCUCCUUCCACCAACCAGGAGCACAAGGAGCCGCAGCAGUUGAGUUCUCCCCCGUUGCAGGUUGCUAAGCGUCUGGAGAAGUUCAAGACAACUAUCUUCACUCAGAUGAGCACGCUCGCCCUCAAACACGGAGCCAUAAAUCUGGGCCAGGGCUUCCCAAAUUUUGAUGGUCCAGAUUUUGUCAAAGAAGCUGCUAUUCAAGCUAUCAGAGAGGGAAAGAACCAAUAUGCAAGAGGCUUUGGCGUGCCAGAUCUAAAUUCCGCCAUAGCCACCAGGUUCAGGAAAGACACAGGUCUAGAAGUGGACCCUGAGAAGGAAGUGACAGUGACAUCCGGAUGCACUGAAGCAAUAGCCGCAACAAUACUAGGGCUAAUUAAUCCUGGAGAUGAAGUUAUCCUAUUCGCACCUUUCUAUGAUUCUUAUGAGGCUACCUUAUCAAUGGCUGGCGCGAAGAUUAAGUGCAUUACUCUCCGCCCCCCAGAUUUCUCUGUCCCAAUUGAUGAGCUGAAGUCCACAAUUACGAAGAACACGCGUGCAAUAAUGAUUAAUACACCUCACAAUCCCACUGGGAAAAUGUUUACAAGAGAGGAACUUGAAACUAUUGCUACUCUGUGUCAAGAGAAUGACGUGCUGGUUUUCACAGAUGAGGUUUAUGACAAGUUGGCAUUUGAAGCUGACCAUAUUUCCAUGGCUUCUCUUCCAGGAAUGUAUGAGAGAACUGUGACUAUGAACUCUCUGGGGAAAACAUUCUCUUUAACUGGGUGGAAAAUUGGGUGGGCGAUAGCACCGGUGCAUCUAACAUGGGGUGUGAGGCAAGCACACUCUUUUCUCACUUUUGCCACAUCAACCCCGAUGCAGUGGGCAGCAUCAGUGGCUCUGCGGGCCCCAGAGACCUACUAUGAGGAAUUGAAGAGUGACUACAUGGCAAAGAAAGAAAUCCUAGUAGAUGGACUCAAGGCUGCGGGCUUUGUUGUUUACCCAUCAAGCGGAACGUACUUUAUAAUCGUGGAUCAUACCCCCUUUGGGUUUGAAAAUGAUGUCGCGUUCUGCGAGUACUUGAUUCAGGAAGUGGGCGUGGUUGCGAUUCCAACAAGUGUAUUUUACCUGAACCCGGAGGAAGGAAAGAAUUUGGUUCGGUUCACGUUUUGCAAGGAUGAGGGAACCCUGAGGGCUGCAGUUCAGAGGAUGAAGGAGAGGCUGAGAAAAUUAUGAGGGGGAUUAGGCAGUUAAUUGGCAUUAAGUUGCCGAAGGUAAUCUAAUUUAUUCCCAUGUUUGUUUUAUUGCAUAGACUAUAUGAAACAUGAGCAUUCCUGAUUCUAGUUGCAGUUCUUGAGCUAUUGUGAUGAUUAAUUGACUUUUGAGUAAGAAACUGCGAAAUAAAUUAUGUUUACCAGUUUUUCAGAAUUCAGAUCGAUCUAUUUUAAA